Molecule: messenger RNA, 2269 nt
Organism: Dermatophagoides pteronyssinus (European house dust mite)
Lineage: Eukaryota; Metazoa; Arthropoda; Arachnida; Sarcoptiformes; Pyroglyphidae
Product: ATP-binding cassette sub-family F member 1
Molecular function (GO): ATP hydrolysis activity; ATP binding
Source: RefSeq, a predicted model, not a curated record
GUGUGUGUGUGUGCCACGCAAUAUCAAAAUAUUUGUUCCAUUUUUAAUAUAUUCGUGUACCGGCUUUUAAUUUGAUUUUUUGUUUUAUUUGAAAAAAGUUUAGUUAAUAAAUUCAGUAAAUUGAUAUUACAAUCGAAAAAACAAAACAACAAUGCCUAAAAAGAAGAAAAGUAAUCGAUUUGAUUUUUUAAACGAUGAUGAUGAUGAAGUACCAUCAAUUAUAACGGCUGAAGAUUUAGCCAAUGAUGAUGAUGAAAUUGGAAAGAAAAUUGGUCAACAAAAGAAAAAUAAGAAUAAAAAAGAUAAUAAAGGUGAUUCAAAAUCUCAGGUGACCAAAGAACCACCAAAACCAGUCGUCAUCGACGAUAAUGAAGAUGAUAUUGAUAUGGAUGAUGAUAAUGAAGAACAACAAGAAAAUGUUGAUAAAUCAAUGGAUGAUGUAACGAAUAAAAUGACAAAAUUAACACAUAAAGAAAAACGAAAAUUAAAAUUACAAAAAGCACGUGAAGCAGAAGAACAACAACAAUUAGAAGAAUGUUUAACAUUGGAUAAAAAUUUUACUAUUUCAACAUCUGGUGCAACAUUAGUUGAUAAUGCAUUAAAAGUGGAAGAAUUUUCAAUGAGUGCUGCUGGUAAAGAAUUAUUGGUGAAUGCAUCAUUAUCAAUAACAUUAGGUCGUCGUUAUGGUUUGGUUGGACCAAAUGGUCAUGGUAAAACAACAUUAUUACGUCAUAUUGCUGAUAAACGUGCAUUACGUUUACCCAAUGAAUUGGAUAUUUUACUUUGUGAACAAGAAGUUAUGGCUGAUGAAACGCCUGCCGUACAGGUUGUUUUAAAAAGUGAUAAAAAACGUGAUGCAUUAAUGGAAGAAUUAGAUCAACUUUCAAAAGUGGAUAGCCUAAAAAAUUCUGAACGUAUAACACAGAUUUAUGAUGAAUUACAAGCAAUCGGUGCUGAUAGUGCUGAAUCACGUGCACGACGUAUUUUAGCCGGUUUAGGUUUUGUUACAGCCGAAAUGCAAGAUAGACCGACGAAAAAUUUUAGCGGUGGUUGGCGUAUGCGUGUAUCAUUAGCACGUGCAUUAUUUAUGGAACCAUCCGUACUGUUGUUGGAUGAACCAACAAAUCAUCUUGAUUUAAAUGCCGUUAUUUGGUUAGAUAAUUAUCUACAAGAAUGGAAAAAAACAUUAAUAAUCGUAUCACAUGAUCAAUCAUUUUUAGAUAAUGUUUGUACAGAUAUUAUACAUUUAGAUCGGCAAAAAUUAUUCUAUUAUCGUGGAAAUUAUACACAAUUUAAAAAAAUGUAUGAACAAAAAAAACGUGAAUUUAAUAAAGAAUUAGAUAAACAAGAACGACAAUUGAAACAGUUGAAACAAUCAGGAAAAUCAAGUAAACAAGCUGAAAAACAGAUAAAAGAACAUCAAGCAAGAAAAGCUGGUGAUCAUCAAGCUAAAAGUAAUCUGCUAAAACGACAAAAAGAUUAUCAGGUACGAUUUACAUUUGUUAAUCCACCACCAUUAAGUCCACCAAUUCUUGGCCUACAUGAUGUUGAUUUUGGUUAUGAAUCGAAUAAAUUAAUAUUUAAAAAUUUAAAUUUUGGUAUCGAUAUGUCAUCACGUAUUGCUAUUGUUGGUCCAAAUGGUGUUGGUAAAUCAACAUUUUUAAAAUUACUUUCAGCUGAAAUUGAACCAAUUUCAGGUGAAUUGAGGAAAAAUCAUCGUGCACGUAUUGCAAAAUUUGAUCAACAUUCAGGUGAACAUUUACCCAGUUCGGAAACACCAACCGAAUAUCUGAUGCGUGUUUUUAAUCUAACAUAUCAAGAUGCACGUAAACAACUUGGUUCAUUUGGUCUAAUAUCACAUGCACAUACAAUACCAAAUGGACAGUUAAGUGGUGGACAAAAAUCACGUGUUGCAUUAGCUGAAAUGGCAUUACGUGGACCACAUAUAUUGAUAUUGGAUGAACCUACAAAUAAUCUUGAUUUAGAAUCAAUCGAUGCAUUAGCUAAAGCUAUAAAUGAAUUUGAAGGUGGUGUCAUCGUCGUUACACAUGAUGAACGUUUGAUUCGUGAAACUGAUUGUCAAUUAUGGGUUAUUGAAAAUAAUUCCAUUGCAGAAAUUGAUGGUGAUUUUGAUGAUUAUCGGGAAGAAAUUCUACAAUCAUUAGGUGAAAAAGUUAAUAAUCCAUCAUUAUCCGCACAGAUGGCCGGUGCUAUUUAAUAAUAAUGAUGAUUUUUUUUAUAAGAAUUUUUUUCCAAUUAUUGUUUGAAA